Messenger RNA from Trichoplusia ni (cabbage looper), 3697 nucleotides. Its product is annotated as sodium/hydrogen exchanger 9B2-like. Gene Ontology annotation, cellular component: membrane. The record is from RefSeq and is a predicted model, not a curated record. The coding region runs from base 1855 to 3432 and encodes 525 amino acids. NCBI's taxonomy places the organism in Eukaryota, Metazoa, Arthropoda, Insecta, Lepidoptera, Noctuidae. Gene Ontology annotation, molecular function: antiporter activity. Gene Ontology annotation, biological process: proton transmembrane transport. The transcript is spliced from 17 exons.
UCAAUGAAAUGUCUAUGUCACUUGACAUUUCCCAUUUUUAUAAUAGUCACAACAUAUAAAAAUAACAACAAACAAUUAAAAAUGCUAACUUAAGUACUUUCUCAUUAAAACGACGUUCAGUGGACAGUGGGUCUUCUUAAGUCGUCUGAGAUCUUAGGGCGGAGACAUCUUUAAUAUCUAAUUGGGUAUAGUAAAUAUAUUACGGGAAAAAGUCACACAAUUUUUUAAAUUUGUAUAAACCAGUAAAAGUUUAUUUAUAGGCCUUGUAAAUAUUAUUAAUAACUUAUCCAAAAACAAAUUAAAUGCCUCAUCGUUGUGCUUUUGGGUGUAAACCAGAUGGCACUGCCCUGCACCAAUUUCCAAAUCCUGACAAAUUUCCUCAGCGUUUCCAAAUUUGGGUAAAUUUCGUGGAGGGAAAAGAAAAAUCUGAAACCAACUCAUUUUCUGAUUUUGAAUUAUAUAAGAAGAAGAGGUUAUGUGAUAACCAUUUUUCUAAUGAAUAUAAGAAUCGCUUUAAGCGUCUCAAUAUCUUGGCUGUACCAACAAUACUUUUGCCUGAUGAAUCAAAACUUAUAGAUAACUCAACGGACAGCAAUCCUGAUAUUGUGACUUUACAUUAUUUUAAUAAUGAUGAUUGCAAUCAAUCAGAGACUACAGUUACCCUUGCAGCUGAAAGUGGAUUAAUUUAUGGUAGUCCUAUCAUCAGGACUACACCUCUUAAUACUAAUGUAGAGGUUGGAGUUGUAAAUAAUGACAAUAUAACUUUAAGAAAGCCUGCAGCUAAUGUUAUCAAGGAACAUAACUAUAGUGCAACAUGUAGAACAGAACAAAACAAUCACAAAAACGGCAGCAACAAGGAUUACAAUGCAUUUGACAGAGAUGCUAAGACUGAGAUAUUUAGAAAUUUAUUUAAUGAUGUUCCGGAGUCAAAAGCUGCUGAAUGUUGGUCAGAGAUUGUAAAUGUUUUAAAUAAAUACAUGGAACAAGCUGAGUAACACAAAUCGAAAUUAAAAGAAUCUUUUAAUUAAUUCUGGACUGUUUAAAAGGAACAGCAGUAUUCUACUGUAAAUUGGGUCCAGCAAUAAUGAGUGACAAUCGAACCCUGCACCAAAUAGCACUAAAAUAAUUAUGAUUAAAAUAUUGUGUUAAGAGUGAGACUGCUUUAAGAUAUGCUGCAUUAUGAUAAGCAAAGGAAGUAAUAAAAAAAUGCGAUGUCAAGGAUUCUAGCUUAUUAUUUAAGUUGUAAAAACUUCAAAGGUUUAUUUUCUGAGUCAUUCACAAAUACGCACGACUUCCUCCAUAAGGUUGGUGCACAUUGGCAACCAUUAUCAUAGCAAAAACGUUUUUUUAUGAGAUGAAAAUUGACUUUAAAACUAUGACGAAAGUUCAUAAACGUUAGGCUAAACAAAAAAACAAGGCACUCAUGGUCUCAGAAAUUGUAAUCAGUAAUUAAAUUCACAUUUUGCAGAUAUUGAGUCGUUUUUCAAAAGACACUUGCAAUAAUAUAUGUACCGGUCCUAUGACUAUUAUGACACUAUCGUUCUAAUACAUAGUAAAUAACUUUUGAUAUCAAAAUGAAAAUAUUACCAAAAUAGUUUCUGACUAAAAUAUGAGUGCAUGUGUCAUACAUACUAUUGUUUAAGCAAAUAAAUAUUCAUACAUUGAUCGUUUUAAUAUUAGUGUUGUGUUGUUAUACACGUUGACUAGAUGUAACGUUCUCUGUGUUAACACUUUUAACAUAACAGGUGUCAAACAGUACUUAUUGAGUAAAUCAAAACAAGGUACAUGUACCCAUUCUAAUAAACGCAUUAAUUACAAAUAGUAGUUAAAAAGCACGGCUACAUAGACUUAGAUAUGGAACAAAUUCCGGAAGGACAAGGUGUACGGGUAUAUACGUUCGUAGAUGAUAAGGACGAAAACCAUGCUAGAAUUCAUAAAAGAUGGUGGGAAAAAUUAUGUUUGCGUUGUCAUCAGGAAGAUUCAACGCCUUCUUGGCAGCCGUCAUGGUGGUCAAAAUUAUUUCCUUUUCCUAUUUUUUCGACCUACAGACAAUCGGCACAACAACUCUGUAUCAUUAUGUUUUUCCUUCUUACUUGGGGUAUCCUGUAUUCAGAACUCGGUGAAUCAAUUGGGUUACAAGGGGAACUCCUAAGUAUGGCACUCCUGGUUAUUGCCGCGUACUUAAUCGGCUGGGUGUGGCUGAAAAUUACUACGCUUCCGGCGUUAAUAGGCAUGCUAUUAACAGGAAUAGCUUUCCAAAACCUACAGCUGGUACAUAUGACGGACUCGUACAGAAAAUUAAAUCAGGAUUUGAGGAAAAUAGCCUUAGUGAUCAUUCUUACGCGAGCUGGUCUCGGUCUUGACGCAGGCGUGUUAAGGAAGCAUUACGCUGCGGUACUUCAACUAGGGCUCUUGCCUUGGCUGGUCGAGUGCAUAGCAAUCGCCGUUAGCACACAUUACCUUCUGUACCUACCAUGGAUUUGGGGUUUUCUCCUAGGAUCAAUGAUAGCGUCUGUUUCUCCGGCGGUAGUUGUUCCAUGUUUAUUCAGGCUUCGAGACGUCGGCUACGGUGUAUCUAAGGGUAUACCAACAAUAGUAGUAGCUGCUGCUGCAGUAGAUGACUCUAUCAGUGUGGCCAUUUUCGCCAUAAUUCUGAACGCCAUGUUUUCUACCGGUUCUGCGACUUUUAAUAUUAUUAAGGGACCAUUGUCCAUCAUCGCGGGCAUAGUGUUAGGAUCAUUGUGGGGAGCUAUGACCGCGGUUAUACCUGAAAAAGGUGAUACUUACGUGGUGCCGUUGAGAUUUCUGGCCCUAUUCCUAGGAGGGCUAUUUUCUCUAUUCAUAUCAAGCAUGAUUGGAUGGAGCGGUGCCGGACCCCUCGCAAUUGUCGCAUCAGGAUUUGUUGCGGCAUAUAAAUGGGAAAAGCAAGGUUGGCCAGUAAACAAGAAUCCUGUCAGUAACUUAUUUAGAAUACUAUGGAUAUUCUUCGAGCCAAUAUUGUUUGCUUUCACUGGAGCUCAAGUGACGAUAAGUGCCUUAGAUCCGGAAGUAAUUAAAAUGGGUACUAUAUGCCUUCUGUCCUGUUUAGUACUGCGAGCUAUAGCAACGUUCUUCGUGAGCUUUGGCUGUGGGCUUAACAGUAAGGAGAAGCUAUUUAUAGGCCUCACGUGGACAGCAAAAGCGACCGUACAGGCAGCGUUGGGCCCUGCAGCUUUAGAUUUAGUGAACAGCGGACAAACGGCCGGGGAUACUAGAGAAAAUGAAGAGUUCUAUGCUAAAGCAAUCUUAGCUGUCAGUGUUCUGAGUGUAGUCAUAUCCGCACCGUUGGGAGCCCUGCUUAUUGCUCUAGCAGGCCCUAAAUUACUCACCAAGGGUGAUGAUAAUGAAAAACGAACUCAAGAUGAAGAAAACCAAAAUUCGUCUCAUAUUUAAUGUAAAUAUCUUGGGGCCAAAACACGAAUUUGCUAAGCUAACUUUUGUAGUAAAGCUACUCUAUUGUACUUAGUUUAAUUCUGUUAAAUAUAAUUUUAAGAGCAGGCUGUUGUAUAUUAAGAAAAUAAUGUGAACAUAAGUAGUUACAAACUUUUAAAAACGGUAUAAAUACCGGUGAUAUUUGCAUAAGUGUACUUACCGUAGUACUUACAUAAAAACUAAAAAUCGAAUUAUUUGUACUUAAAUGUUUUUACUCUGUUUAUAU